AUAUGGAAGAUAGUCUGAUCUUGAUAGAAUUGGCCAGUAAGUGAUUGCGCUUUAAAAUGUCUAAAUGGAAGCUCCUACUAUCCACAAUGGCGGCGGUGUGGAAGCGGCUGCAGCGAGUGAACAAGCGAGCGGCCAAGUUCCAGUACACCGCGAGCUACCAUCGAGUAGACCUGCAGAUCAGCGCCAAGUGGCAACCUACGAAGCUGAGUGUAGUAUGGACGCGCCGCUCGCGCCGCGUCGCCACCGAGCCGCAGCACUGGGAGCCCUCGCUCAAGGACCCGCUACAAGGCUCCGUGAUCUACCCGGUGACGACCAAUCAGACGGUGGCGGUGACGCUGUUCAAGGACUCGAGGACCAAUGAGCUCGAGGAUAAGGACUGGACGUUUGUGCUGGAAGAUGUGACAGCCUCCGGCAAGCGCCGCCGCCUCGCCGCCGCCAACAUCAACAUGCGCCAAUACGCGUCGCUCAGCCCGCGCGCCCGCGACGUGACGCUCCCCCUCGCGCCGCUCAGCAACAAGGUCGUGUCGGCCACCGUGUACUUGACCCUGCAUGCUGCGCUGCUGCGGGAGGCACCCGCCAAUGAUGAAGACAUGCAGUCGCUAGCGUCACUCUUGUCUGUGAAUAACAACUCGGAUAUCGCCGUGUUGGACGACUUAGACGAAGACGAUUAUACCAUGUCGGAUAACUCUACUAAACAGAUGUCGGACCUCCGGCAGCAGAUGGAAGAGAUGACUCUGAGCCUCAGCGGCUCGGUCGCGGCCACCCCCGCCAGCGCCGCUAGCCUCGUGUUCGACAAGGAUGAAGACAAAACCCCCGACGCGACCCCUACUCCGACCGCCGAGCGAUGCGAGCUGCAGAUCAGCGAGACAACAGACGACACUCGGAGUAGACCGGACAGCGAGGGCGCGGACAAGACCAGGAGUAGACCAGACUUCCUGUCUAACUUGACGAGUAAAUUGGCUAAGAAUACACCGGGGACGUUAGACUUAAAACCGGAACCAAACUUCACUUCAACACCAACAAAAGUAUCAUCAACCACAGAACUAAGUCCCAAAAUAGAAUUUAAACCUUUCACCUUCAAACCAAAGACUAUUUCCAAAUGCAACCUUAAACCGUUGGAGCUGAGGUCGAAUUUGAAUCGCUUGUCGUUGGAUCGGAAUGAGAAUGGGGAAGACAAGGACAGAACGCCUGUUAAUGAUGUCCCUUUCACACACAAGUUGGAUAGAGAUAAAACACCGGUACAAGACCUCCUCGAGUGGUGCCAGCUGUCCCUGUCCGACUACCCGAUGUGUCGCGUGACGGAUCUGUCCACAUCGUGGCGGUCGGGCCUGGCCUUCUGCGCUCUCAUACACCGCCACCGCCCACACCUACUUGACUUCUCAGGCCUCGACCCCACAGACCACGAGACGAACCUGAAGACAGCCUUCGAGGCCUCCUCCCGGCUCGGCAUCUCGCAGGUGCUGACGGCCGCCGACGUGUUGGGGAAACAAGUGCCGGACAAACUAGCCAUAAUGACGUACCUCUUCCAACUGCGAGCUCACUUCACAGGCACAGAACUACAAGUGGAACAAUUAGGUAGCGAAGACAGCGAAUCCUCCUACAUGGUGGGUCGUCACGAGACGGACGGCUCUCUACCCACCGACCUGUUUAGCAGAGAGAUCGUGACUAGACGCAGCCGCAUCGGAGGUGGGCCACCCAGCAAACAGCCGUCCAUCGAAUCCCGGACCUCCUCGGAGAGAGACAAGCCGGCCUCCCCCGCCGCUGCUCGUGACGUCACGGACAUGCUGCUCGCGCACUCCAAGAACAUACUCGGGAAGGUGCUAUCUCCGUCCAAGGAUACCAGAACAGAGAACAAGAACGCGACGGCAAAGUGGUUCACCGACCCGCUGAAUGUAACCAAGAUCAAUACCGAGCCGGCGCCGGUCCGUCCUGAGAAGCUGAUGACCCGCAAGGAGCUCACCGACCCCUUCGGCUCUGAUGAAGAGGAGGAGAGUAAUGACGUCAUGCAGACUAAAGAUAGUAGUGUAAAAACCCCCGAGCCAUUAAACCCCACAUCUGUGAAAACACCGACAUCCGACAAAGUCUUAUCACCAGUGGAACUCCCCAAGCCUACACCGCAAUUGCUGUCGCGUCACGACGAGCUGAAGGAGAGAGCGAGACAGCUGCUAGAGGCCACUAAAAGAGAGGCGAGAGAAAAGGAGAGGAAUAGGAAGAGUAAAGAAGAUGCGCUUUUGGAACAGAACGGAGUGAGAAAUGGAGAUAGUCCGGGUAAAAAGCCGAUGUCGGAGGAAGAGAGACAGGCGAUGCUGCGCGAGCGAGCGAGACAGCUCAUUGCAGACGCGAGGGCCGGCAUAGUCAGUCCCACCUCCCCCACAUCUCCAUCGCGCGGCGUGCGGAGGCCGAAUGUGGAGAUCAUCAGCCAACAGUCUGUCAUGGAGGAGAUUGCCGCAGCGGGGGGCGUCCCACUGGAGAACAUGUUCCCCGACUCCGUGCAGUCCAGCCCGCGCUCACGGACCGUGUCGCCUGACUCCAGCGAAGAGCGUCAAAGCGAAGACACUAAGAGUGUAAAGAGCGUGGAGUCUUCAGACAGCAAGAAGUCUCCUCUCAGGUCGUUCUCGGCGCUUGUCGAUAGACUCACGCCGGAUAAGGAUAAGUUGGAUGACAACACAAAAGAGUCAGGCUCCUACAUCCAAAGCGAACUAGAGGCCUUAGAACGGGAACAGACAGCCAUCGACGAGCGAGCAGCCACGCUGGAGAAACAGCUGAGGAGGCUGUGCGAGACCGGGGACGACUCUGAGGAGGAGAGUCGUCUGAUGACGCAGUGGUUCAACCUGGUGAACAAGAAGAACGCGCUCAUACGGAGACAGAUGCAGCUCAACAUACUCGAACAAGAGGAAGACCUGACCCGCCGUUGUUCCCUCCUCGCCCGAGAGUUAAGGCUCUCCCUGGCAGUGGAGGAGUGGAGGAAGACACACGGCCAGAAGCGACGGGAGAGGCUGCUGCUGCAGGAGCUGCUCGAAGCGGUCAACGAAAGAGAUAGGCUGGUGCAAGAAAUGGACGAGCAGGAGAAAGCGAUAGCCGAUGAUGACGAAAUAGAGCGAAACCUGUCCCAAGUGGAGUUGCAAAGGAAAAACAACUGUAUCCUACAGUGAUAAGGUGCAAAAUUUACUAACUACACUAUGAAAGCCUGAAAUCUAUUUAUGAAAAGAAAAAGUAUUGAUUUUGACAGAUAAUUUGUAUGUGCAAUAGAUGUAGUAUACGAAUAAGUUACCUUAUACUGGGGAAUGUAAGAAAAUUGAGCUUUAUUGACGACACGUAAGGUUUACUUUUGCAUGUUAGAAUUGUCUGUCAAAUAGUACCUAAUAAAAUUUUAGUACAUAAUGUACGAUGUCCAUUUUAAUUAGGAUUAUUGAAAAAAAACUAAUUAUUUAAUCACAUCGUAAUAAAAUUUGGAUCUGAUUUGGCAUGAAAUGGAAAAAUUACAAUUAUGUUUCAUUUUAAUUCAAAACACAAUAAAAAAAUAUGUUUUAAUAAAUUUCAAUAUU
Molecule: messenger RNA, 3545 nt
Organism: Plutella xylostella (diamondback moth)
Lineage: Eukaryota; Metazoa; Arthropoda; Insecta; Lepidoptera; Plutellidae
Source: RefSeq, a predicted model, not a curated record